AUGGCAGACGACACGGUGCGGCAGCGCAAGCCGCAGCAGGAAAAGGCCGAGGUCGAAGACGAGGACAACCUCUUCGCGGGGACCCCGGCCGAGCACUCGAGGGGCAAGAAGAAGGGCAAGCGGUCCCGCGACGACUCGGAGGCGUACAGCCCGUGGGUCGACAUCCUGCGCGUGCUGACCUUCCUGGGCCUCGCCUCGUGCGCCCUGAGCUACCUCAUCAGCAACGGCGAGAGCUUCUUCUGGGGCUUCAAGAACAAGCCGUGGUACCUGAGGGUGGACUACUGGAAGUCCAAGAUCAACGGCCCCCUCGAGCUCACGCCCGACCAACUCCUCGCCUACAACGGCUCCGACCCGGACAAGCCCAUCUACCUGGCCAUCAACCACACCAUCUUCGACGUCUCGGCGAACCCGCGCAUCUACGGCCCGGGCGGCUCCUACAACGUCUUCGCGGGCCACGACGCCUCGCGCGGCUUCGUCACGGGCUGCUUCCUCGAGGACCGCACCCCGGACAUGCGCGGCGUCGAGGACAUGUUCCUCCCGCUCGACGACCCGGAGGUCGACCGCCACUGGACCUACGACGAGAUGCGCGCGCUGCAGGAGCGCGAGCUGGCCGAGGCGCGGGACAAGGUCCACCAGACGCUCAAGCACUGGGUCGACUUCUUCGGCAAGAGCGACAAGUACAUGAAGGUCGGCCGCGUCGUGAGGGAGGAGGGGUGGUUGGAGAAGAGCAAGCCGCCGAAGCUGUGCGAUCAGGCGGCCAAGGGAAGGGUGAAGAGGAAGAUUCCUGAGAAAUAG
This is a messenger RNA of Colletotrichum karsti, 795 nucleotides long. Its product is annotated as cytochrome b5-like Heme/Steroid binding domain-containing protein. Lineage: Eukaryota; Fungi; Ascomycota; Sordariomycetes; Glomerellales; Glomerellaceae. The transcript has 2 exons. The record is from RefSeq and is a predicted model, not a curated record. The coding region runs from base 1 to 795 and encodes 264 amino acids. Gene Ontology annotation, cellular component: endomembrane system; membrane.